CUUCCUCCUCCGCACCCCCAUUUCCUUCUAGAAGAAACAAUUGGGGUUUGGUUGGUGCCCCCUCCCCUCCCAGCCGCCAAGAUGGCGGAGACAAGUGAGGAUAUCGAACAAAUGUUCAGCAACUUGCUGGGAGAAAUGGACCUCCUGACCCAGAGUCUAGGAGUGGAAACUCUUCCGCCUCCUCCCAAACCACCAAAUACAGAAUUUACUUACAGUGUCGGUUUUAAAGAUCUCAGUGAGUCACUGAACGCCCUGGAGGACAAGGAUCUGGACGCGCUAAUGGCCGAUCUGGUGGCAGACAUCAGUGAAGCUGAACAGAGAACCAUCGAGGCCCAGAAGAAGUCGGCCCCGGGCCAGCCAAGUGCAGCCUCCCAGCCCCGACCCGACUUGAGCGUGGCAGCCUCACUCAGUUGCAAACCGUACGUGGCGGCCUCUGAAAGCAGCCUGUACUACGAGGAUGACCUGCCACCUCCACCUGCGGAUCCCAUCUUCGAUCUUCCCCCACCACCUCCCGAACCCCUCAGUAAGGAAGAUGAAGAAGCCCAAGCCAAAUCUGACAAAAUAAAGCUUGCACUGGAAAAACUGAAAGAGGCCAAAGUUAAAAAGCUCGUUGUCAAGGUGCACAUGAACGAUAACAGUACCAAGUCGCUGAUGUUGGAUGAAAGGCAGACGGCGCGGGAUGUUUUAGACAAUCUCUUCGAGAAAACCCACUGCAACUGUAACGUGGAGUGGUGUCUCUAUGAAACAUACCCAGAGCUUCAAAUUGAAAGGUUUUUUGAAGACCAUGAAAACGUGGUGGAAAUCUUAACAGACUGGACAAGAGAUACUGAAAAUAAAGUGCUGUUUUUGGAGAAAGAUGAAAAGUAUGCUGUUUUUAAAAAUCCUCAGAACUUCCUCUUGGCUAACAAAGGGAAGAAAGAAGGCAAGGACCCAAAUGAGAAAAUGAAUCCUAAAAACAAGGAGGCCCUCCUGGAGGAAAGUUUCUGUGGGACAUCUGUCAUCGUGCCAGAACUUGAAGGAGCUCUUUAUUUGAAAGAAGAUGGAAAGAAGUAUUGGAAGAGGCGUUAUUUUCUUUUACGGGCUUCUGGAAUUUAUUAUGUCCCCAAAGGCAAGACUAAGACGUCACGGGACUUGACCUGCUUCAUUCAGUUUGAAAAUGUAAAUGUGUACUACGGGACACAGUACAAAGUGAAAUAUAAAGCUCCAACUGACCACUGUUUUGUCUUAAAGCAUCCCCAAAUUCAGAAGGAGUCACAGUACAUCAAGUACCUCUGCUGUGAUGACUCGUGGACUCUAAAUCAGUGGGUGACCGGGAUAAGGAUCGCCAAGUAUGGCAAGACACUCUACGAUAACUACCAGCGAGCAGUGGAAAAGGCCGGCCUGGCUGCAAGAUGGUCAAACCUGGGGACCGGAGACCCGGCUGCCACAACAGAUGUCCCGUCUGAAUUAGUUAAAUCCAAGGGUCCCACCCAACAUCUCCUCCUGCAAAGGCUUUUGGUUCGAGGGCACAGCAACAGACCCUUAGCAAGGGUUGAAUGCGAAGGCCAGUCCCCCCGGCAGGUUAACAAAAUGCUCUCUCCUCCGCCCUUGCUGCCUCCAACAGAAGCAGUACCAGUUUUCAGUGUGCCCAGGAACCAUUUCCAGUAUAAUCUCUGGGUCAGUGGUGACCUGUGGUGCUCAAGAAGGCAGCAGAGGAGCCUGACUUACUUCCUCUGCCACCCUAGAGAGAGUGCAAAAGAGUUUGCAUCUACAGGUCCUGGGCAGCCAAAUGGACAGAUCCCCCAGACCACCCACCCUGUCAGCUCGGUUUUGCAAGAUGCACAGAAAGACUUCAGCAUGGCUAAGGAGCCAAAUGUGGCUGGAGACUGUAAUCCACCAGCACCUACGGUCAAGCACUCCAAAAAGUCUGCCCUCUUACCACCACCGCCACCUCAGCGGCGAUCUUCUGACACCAGCUCUGUUCCUUCAGUGCCGUCCAAGCCCCAAAACGCUGGCACGGGGAACCGUUCAAGUCUGGAAGAUUUUCCUCUCCCUCCGCCCUUACUCGAAGAUGAGUUGCCACCCCCUCCACCUGAUUUUAUCGAUGACCCUCCUAGUUUUGUACCCCCCCCACCUCCUUCACUUACCGUUGGUGGAUUACACUCAUCACCCCCACCCCCGCCGCCUCCACCUCCUGCCGCAUCCAGGGAAAAACUCGCUCCUCUCACAAAGAGACCUCCCGCUCCUCCCAAGCGACACGAUCACGCCGGCCAGGCGGGGGAACCCAACAAGGGGCCCAGCGGGGAAGCAGAUUUCAUGUCUGAUCUAAUGAAAGCUUUACAGAAGAAGAGAGGUAACGUUUCUUGAAGAUGCCACGGACGUUUCUUUGGGCCAGUUCUUUCCCUAAUUUUAAUUCAUUUCUCAAUCGAAUUUUUGUGAACGGAGGCAAAAGUGAUAGACGUUUUUGGUUUUGUACAAACCCAAGAAUCCGGGGCAGCAGCGAGGUCUAGUGGAAAGAGCAUGGGCCUGGAAUUCAGAGGAGGAGGAGGAGUCAGACUUUGGGUAACUUUGG
Molecule: messenger RNA, 2551 nt
Organism: Tachyglossus aculeatus (Australian echidna)
Lineage: Eukaryota; Metazoa; Chordata; Mammalia; Monotremata; Tachyglossidae
Gene: APBB1IP
Product: amyloid beta precursor protein binding family B member 1 interacting protein
Biological process (GO): signal transduction
Cellular component (GO): cytosol; plasma membrane
Source: RefSeq, a predicted model, not a curated record